Rubroshorea leprosula is the source of this 906-nucleotide messenger RNA. NCBI's taxonomy places the organism in Eukaryota, Viridiplantae, Streptophyta, Magnoliopsida, Malvales, Dipterocarpaceae. The record is from the annotation of a GenBank genome assembly.
AUUGAUUUUCAUCGAAUUUUGAUGGCAUAAUCAUCCUUCUGCUACUAUCCUGGUGGUUGGAUUGUCAUUCGUCUGUAUUUAGUUUUAGAAACUUCUGGCAAAGCCCAUGUUUGUUAUUUGUUGCUUCAUUUGAUCGGUAUGGAGCACCUUCCUGUUGAAGUUAUAGGGGAUAUACUUUCUCACCUUAGGACUGCACUCGAUGUAGUUGUUGCUUCUGCUACUUGCAAGAAAUGGAGAGAGGCUUUCCAAUAUUACCUUCACUCUCUCACAUUCUUCGAUGGUGCUUCCCAUAUUUAUUGUGAUCUUAGAUCUGAUAGAUUGAAAACUAUCACCACUCAAACAAUUUUGCAGCCAAGGGGUUACGGUGUUUAUCAUUCUUUUUGAGAUGUUGUGAAGAGUUGACAAUUGAUGACGUGCUUCCUUGGCUCACGCAUACUAGAGAUACCUUGUGUGAACUGUAUCUGUAUGCUAGCAUAUAUCCGACUAUCAAAAUUCUUGAGAAAUGUAACGGGCAUAAACUUGAAGUUUUGGAGUUGGCUUAUAUUUAUAUUUCAAGUGAAGAAUGUAGUUAUCAAAAAUUUCCUUGCCUGAAGACACUUUGAUUCGAGCAUGUUGUUGUCUCAUUAUUGGAUUUGAACAUUCUUCUUACCUUUUGUCCAAAGAUUGAGAACUUGACUAUUGUGGAUCUGGGUAUACGUCUGUGUUCACCUCCGCAGACAACCUGGGUACUAAGUACUGUUUCAUUGAAGAUCAUAAAUGUUUCAGAACUCUAUUUAGAUAAGUUCAUACUGGAGGCUGAUAGUCUUGAGCGUCUGCACUUGCUAAUGUGUAAUUUUGAGCAUUUUCAGCUUGUUGGGAAAGGGGCCUUGAAGGUUCUGAACAUGGAUACUGCUAGGUUUUAUAUUU